This is a messenger RNA of Coccomyxa subellipsoidea C-169, 7193 nucleotides long. RefSeq lists its product as hypothetical. The record is from RefSeq and is a predicted model, not a curated record. The coding region runs from base 1 to 6633 and encodes 2210 amino acids. Lineage: Eukaryota; Viridiplantae; Chlorophyta; Trebouxiophyceae; Coccomyxaceae. Gene Ontology annotation, molecular function: protein binding. The transcript has 29 exons.
AUGCUGGAAGAGCUGAAGGGAGGAGUAGCGAGGCUGGAUCCUCCUGGCAAUAACGAGGCGGAGGUGCUCACUGUGGACAGAAGUCAGAAGUCAUCAGCCACCGUGACCUGGAGAUUCAAUUGGAAUCAGGCCAAACAGAAGCAAAAAUGUCUGCAGAGCAAGUACGUGGAGGUUGGGGGCAAGGACUGCAGGCUGCUGGUGUAUCCCUUCGGAGACACACAGGCGCUGCCAGGCUAUGUGUCGUUCUACCUGCAGCUGCAGGACCCGACAACUGCAGCCAGCAACCGCUGGGACUGCUUUGCAUCCUACAAGCUCUCGGUGCUCAACCAGGUCAGCAACGACUUGGACCUGUCCCGAGAGAGCUGGCACAGGUUCUCUUCGCGGCCCGCGCGGCAGCAGACGCGACCACUCUCCUCCAGCAGCCAUGGCUGGGCGGACUUUGCUUCCGCUGCCCAGAUCCAGGAUCCCAAGGCCGGCUUUUUAGUGAAUGGCUUUGUGACGGUUUCGGCAACAGUCUUGGUGCUGGAGGAGACAGUGCAGCUCACCAGGGAUGGCGACUCCAGCUCUGAUAACCUCAGCGGGAAGUUCACGUGGAGGGUGAAGAACUUUGAGCUGUUCCGGGACAUGAUCAAGGUGCAGAAGAUCAUGUCUCCUCCCUUUGCAGCCGGGGACUGCAGCCUGCGCAUCAGCGUCUAUCAGUCCCCUGUGAACAAUUCAGAGCACCUCAGCCUCUGCCUGGAAAGCAAGGACACGGAUAGCUCUGGGGGAGCGGACACAGAGCGCACAUGCUGGUGCCUGUUCCGGCUGACAGUGCUGAGCCAGAAGGAGGGCGGCAAGCACUUCAAUAGGGAGUCCUACGGCCGCUUCUCCACGGAUCUGAAGCAGACUGACAGCGCCUCGCUCGGCUGGAACGACUUCCUUGCUAUGGAUACCUUCACAGACACCUCACAGGGCUACAUGCAGGACGGCUCAGCAGUGUUUCAGGCGGCCUUCCAGGGCAUCAAGGAGACGGCCAGCUUCUACCGUGGCUGCCCCAUCAAGGAGCUCGGCUUCUUUGGCCGCCAGGCGCCGCGGCGGCUCGGCGGCGUGGCCGCCGGCAAGGCCGCAAAGGCGGCGCUGGCCGGGACGGCGGCCACGGACAGCUACCAGGCCACGUUUGUGUGGCGCAUCGAGCACUUCAUGCGCCUGAAGGACCUGCUGAAGAAGCGCAAGAUCACCGGGCUCUGCGUCAAGUCCAGGCGCUUCUCUGUCGGCGGGUGCACCUGCCGCCUCAUCGUGUACCCGCGAGGGCAGUCACAGCCGCCGCGGCACCUGUCCAUGUUCCUGGAGGUCAGCGACAAGGAGGCAACCGCUGACUGGUCCUGCUUUGUCAGCCACCGCCUCGUCAUCGUCAACCAGCGGGAUGAGACGCGCAGCCUGGUGAAGGAGAGCCAGAAUCGGUACAUGAAGGCAGCGAAGGACUGGGGCUGGCGCGAGUUUGUCACCCUGCACACGCUGUUUGAUGCGGACGCCGGCUACCUGCAAAAUGACGACUGCGUUUUCGCAGCCGAGGUGCUCAUGCUGCGGGAGAGCUCCGAGGCGAAGCAGGUGCCGGUCGAGGACAUGAUGAUGGGCGUGACUGCGCUGGCGCUGCCACCGCCGCCAGCUGAGGUGGCCGUGGAUGAGAGCACUGUGCGUGGCACCAAAGUGCGCUUCACCUGGCGCCUGGACAACUUUGCCGCCUUCCGGACCAUCCUGGAGACCCGCAAGGUCUUCAGCAGGUUCUUCACGGCGGAGGGGUGCAAGCUGCGGCUGGGCACGUACACGAGCUACAACACGAUGUGCACGUACCUGGAGUCGGACAGUGCCGCCGCGGCCGGCCAGGAGCGCAACUUCUGGGUGAAGAGCCGCGUGGCAGUUCUCAACCAGCGCCACCCCGAGCGCACACAGUGGAAGGAGUCCGCCAUCUGCACCAAGACCUGGAACAACUCCGUGCUGCAGCUCGUGCAGAUUGACGAGCUGAUGAAUCCGGAGGCAGGCUACCUGGUGAAGGAGGGCCUGGUGCUGUGCGUGGAGGUUCUGGAGUGCUGCCCCUGGUUUGAGUUUGCAGACCUUGAGAAGUACGCGUCCGAUGAGGAGGCGGGCGCUUCCCUGUCAGACAGCGAGGAGAGCGGUUCAGUGUCGGACGCCUCCGAGUGCAGCAGCAGCGUGGCAGACACUGCCGAACCCUUCUGGACCCGGAUGGGCCGCACCAGCCUCGGCGUCGGGCCGGAACAGCCACCACUGAGCCUGGAGGGAGCGCGCUCGCUGCAGGCGCUGCUGGCUGACCAGCUGAAGGACGAUGAUGAUGCAGUGGACGCCUAUGUGGCAGGGCUCUGCGCCUACAUGGACAGCCCCAGCAGGGUGAAGCGGCUGCUGCUGCCGCUGCAAGGUCAGGACAGCGAUGCCCCGCAGCGGCUGUGCCUGCUGGACUUCCUGUGCACGGUGGUGCCCCUGCGCGACAGCGUGGUCCGCCUCGUCCUCGACAAGAUGAUCCAGUGCUGCAGCCCCGAAGGCCUCCCCGGCCUGGCCGUCUCAUCCGCGCUCCCGGCCCGGCCGCCCAAACAUGCCGCACGUGCCCCCGAUGCCGCGGCAGCAUCGGGUUUGGACGGAACGGCCGGCCAGCACAAGCCGAGGGGCGAGCGGCGGAGGGCGUCUGAAGCCCGCAAGGGCAACGCGCGCUCCGGUGCAGAAGGCAGCGAUGCCGCCAGGAUGCGCGCUUCCAUGCCGCCUCCUGAAGGGAACGGGCACCUGAUGCGCGACUCGCGCCGCACCGAGACCGACGCCGCCAGCUGCUCAACGGCGGUGGUUGGCGAGGAGCCAGCACUGCGGCCGGCCACGUCGCGUGCGGUGCGCAGCGCGGCGCGCUCGCUGACCGACGGCGAGCAGAGCCUCACAGCCGAGUCGGCGCUGUCCGCGGAGAUUGAGUCGGUCGACACGGACUCGGACCUUGCUGGCGUGGCCAACCUGGCCGAGGCGCUCAUGACAGACGAGCCCGCCGUGCCCCCGCCUUUUCUCUUUGGCAAACCCACCAAGCGCGCCCCGAGCGGCCAGUCGCCGACGGGCGUGGAUGCGGAGGGCGCCGAGGGGAGCUCGCAGGACGGCCUGGACGCCUCAGGAGACCCGCACGAGCGCUACAUGGACGUCGAAUGCGACAGCGGUACGUACCCAGCCGACCCGGACUUUAAUGCGCUCCUGGAGGACAUCGCCACGGGGCCGCUGCACGGCAUCGCACCGGCUGACGCCAGCAAGCCUCCGGCCGCGCCGGCCGUGGAGGCCGCAGAGGCCGGCAGCGAAGCGGCGGCCGCCGCCACCGCACAGCGCAAGAAGCCAAAGCCCAACCCCCUUCGCGGGUUUCUCUCCCGGCGGCUGCAGUUGGCGCCCCAGGCACCCGCCGCUGCCGAGCCACCGCCCACACCUGAGCCCACCGCCGUUGAAGAGCCCCCUGCAGCCCAGCCGCAGCCUCCUGUCCCGCCGCCCGCUCUUCGACAGCUGGUGGCGCCAGACCCUGAGGAGGAGCAGCCUGCAGAUCAAGUGUCUGCAAGGGAUGAAAACGAGCAGACAGCGGAGCAGGAAGAGAAAGACCUGAGCCAGGAGGAGAAGCAGCAGCAAAAGGAGGACUCCCAGGAGGUCCUUGGCAUGGCCAUGGGCUGGCUGCAGGGCAUGUACCUGGAAGGAGCCAGGGAGUGCCUCCCUGCCAAUGCGGCCUUUGAGCGCAUUGCAGCCCUUCUGCCUGGGCUGCCGGACGCAAUGAAGCCAGAGCUGCUGCUGCUGAUCCCCAGCAUGGUGGACACUGCAGAGCACAACAGCGCGGCAGAGGAGCUCCUGAAAUGCCUCUCCGGGGAAGCCGAUGCGCGCUUUUCCCUGGACGCAUCUCUGCGGCUGCAUGCCAGCGUCGCGCUGAGCAUGCUGCGCUUGAACGGCGGCGAACUGAUAGACAGGGUGUUGUCUGUUUUCUUGACGGCCCUGGAGGCUGCCAGGAGCAAGCCGGACUUGCCGCCGCUGGUCGGCCUGACGCUGCGGCUGGCGGCCAACGGCGAUGCCUCCACCUGCGUGCGGGCGGCGGCCUUUGCCUGUGACCUGGCGUCAGAGCCUCUCCUGUCAGAGACGCUGCGCAAUGCAGUGCACCAGCACAGCAGGAUUGCGGAGGCGGUCGCUGCGCACUGCCAGAAGAGGCUGCGCGCCCGCGAGACGGAUACGCCCCCGGACGACGAGUUCGGCGGCUGCGCGGCGGUUGAUGCGGACAUGUGCCUGCAACUGCUGCAGGUGCCAACAGCCCGCGGCGUCGCCUCGCAGGCCCUUCUGGCAUCGUGCGCAAGCCGGACCUUCACAAAGCAGCCCUUGACGCCGCCGCCCUCUGUCUCUGGCGUCCCUUCGCCAGCUGUCGGGCCCUGCACUCCGGCUGAGUCCCCAGAGCCAAAGCAGCUCGCCAUUGACAGCACAGAUGAGCCCAGCUGGCACAGGCUGGUGUGGCGCCACCUGAGCAGCGGCGACAGCGCAGCGGAGCCUGAGAAGGAGGCUGAGCAGCUCCUGUGGCUGGCCGACAAACUCAUCUCCUCUGCCGACGCCCCCGUCCGCGCUGCAGGCAGCCACCUGUACAUCACCGUAUGCAGGUUGUUCCCAGCGGAUGUGAGCCACGACCGGCUGCUGCGCACGCUCGUCGACCGCGCUCUGGCGCCCCCGACGCCGCAGCCGCAGCCGGCGGCUACCACCCAGCGCCCGGCGCAGAACGUGCGCAAGGGCCGGGCGGCCGCAGCGGCCCAGCAUGCGGAGCAAGCGGCAGCGCCAAAGCAGGCGGCCGUAUCGCAGGCGGCUUCGGAGGCUCUGCUGGACCUGGCAGAGGAGCCCAGCUGCGGCAGAGCUGUUCUGAAGCUCGUUCUGGAGCGCGCUGCCACCCCUGGCCGUGAGCUGGAGAGGCUGGCACAGCAGCUGCAGGCGACUCAGAAAGACCUGGAGGCCGCUCGCAGCGCCGAGGCGACCGCGCGCAGCAAGGCGGCAGCCGAGGCGAAGCAGCGCACCACUCACAAGGCUGAGGCCGACGCGGCCGCCGCCAACAUGCGCUCCGAGCACGCCGCCGAGCUCGCCCGUCUGGCCGGCAUCCGCAAAAAGCUCGAGAGCCGCUGCGAGCAGCUGGAGAGGGAGGUGGACUGGGUCAAGUCAGAGCGCGACGAGGCUCUGAAGUCGGCUGAGGGCGCGGCCACAAGGCUGAAGGAGGCCGAGACCGCUGCGACACGCGCCAAGAGCAUGCGCCGUGACGAGCUGAAGAAGGAGAAGAAGGACCGCAACUCCCUGACGCAGCGCUUUGAGGCGGCAGAGCUGGCGCGGCGCAAAGCAGAGGAGGAGCUGGGGAAGAUGCGUGCCACUUCCAGCGCCGCAGUGGACCGCGCAGAGGCGCAGUUGCGCGCGAGCCAGGAGCGUCUGCAGGCUGCCGAGACCUCCGCCAAGACACGCGAGACAGAGGCGGGCCAAUUGGCUGAACGGGUAAAGGAGCUGGAGGCUGGUCUGGCGCGCGUGCAGGCGGCGGCUGCGCAGCAGGAGAGCGUGCACACGCUGGAGAAGGAGCGCCUGGCGCCCUACUUUGGCCACGGCCUGGAGCGCCUCAGCGCGGCCGACCUGGAGGCCCUCAACAGCUUCCACUACAAGGCCAUCAACCGCCUGCGGCCCCUGCUGGGGAAGAUCCCACAGGGGCAGGACAGGAUGGCGGACGAGGAAGAGGAGGAGCAGGCAGCUGCACAGGCAGCGGCUGUUGCAGUUGCGCUGGCAGAGAGCGUGGCAGGUUCCCCCCCGGCGCGCAGCGUUUGUGCCACUCCGCCACCUCGGACCCCCUACGCCAGCAGCGGGGGGACCACCCCCCAGCACGACCGGAUGUCAGCGCGCGGCACCAACCCGCUGCGCUCGAUGGGGUCCAUAGACAGCGUCAGCUCCUUCGACUCCCUGCGCGCCCCGGCGGCCCACGCAGCCGCCGCCGAAGGUGCCGCGCCGCCUAAUGGCGUCCCGAGGUCGCCCAAUCGCUUCCCGGCUGCCGCGGGCAACGGGGGCGUUCACAUGCAGCCCACCAUGAACAGCGGCAUGAAGGAGCUGCGGCCUCCCUUCCCAGGCCGUCCUCAGCCGCUCGAUGCAGCCUCAGCCGGCAGCAAUGCGCCUGGAGGGAGGCUGGGUCCGCUGCACAGCCCUUUCAAGAUUGCGCCAGUCUCCAGGGGCCCUGUCCUCAACGGCGCGCCCUCCGCCAUCGGACCCCCCGGCGGCAAGGCCCCCGGCCAGAACGCCGCUGGCCGCAACCGCCAGAAGCGCACCAUAGUUCCCAUCCCUGCGCAUGCCAGGGCAGGAGGCGCGAUGGCAGCCACAGCAGAUGCUGAGGUGCUGGCAGCGGUGGCCACGUCAUCGGUCGCUGCGGUGCGGCCGCCGGGGGGCUCGAGUGAUCUGCGGUCCUUGGUCCGCACCAGGGCCGGAGGAGCCGGAGGCGUUCCCUCUGAGCUAUGGGGCCAGUUAAGGCAGGAGCAGGAAAGCAGCAACAGCGCCGGCACUGGUCACCCGCUGUCAGGGGCUUUCCCCACCAGCCUGUGGAGCGGUGGGGGCUACUCCAAUGGGGUCAACGGCACGCACCAGAUGUGGUAAAGCGUGCCACAUAUUUUUGCAUGCGCGAUUAGGGAAUCCAUCUCGGAAUGUGGUCGACUGCGCCAGUGGCUCAGGCAAUCUCUGGACAUGUCACGUGCUAGGACUAGGCAGAUCAUGUGUACCAACAAUGGCCCUUCACACAGGAUGGUAGAAGUUCCCGUUUCAGCGUUGUCAUGAGGCAUGCACCCUGCAGCCAGUCUCCUCAUGCACACUUUCUUGAAGUCCUGCACCGCUGUUCAUCUCUGUAUUUAUCCUUCAGAUGUGCGAGGGUGCUUCUUGUGCAAGGUGGAGCUUUGAGACCUCCUGUCGGUCACUUUUCCGGUAUGAUGGUGGGAUUUUGGGACCUCUCUGCACGUCUGCAAAUUGGUCAGCGGGUUUACAUGAUUGCACCAUGAUAUGUCCUUUGAUGUUAACAGAAAGAGCCAACUGGCAGGUGCAGAAGCAAUGACAUGGGAUAGCUUUGCUGGCCAUGGCAUGCACAGAAGGAUGCACACAUGUAAACAUUCAAAUAGUAUUACUCUUCCAUGCUGUAAUGGUGGGCAUGUAAAAGCACAGAUGGC